This is a messenger RNA of Rhopilema esculentum, 2903 nucleotides long. RefSeq lists its product as uncharacterized. Lineage: Eukaryota; Metazoa; Cnidaria; Scyphozoa; Rhizostomeae; Rhizostomatidae. The record is from RefSeq and is a predicted model, not a curated record.
CUCGUAUCUUUUUUCCUGCCUUUUCUGAGCACCAGACUUGUGCCUGUAAGAUGACAUCGCAGGGGUUGGUUGGAUCGUGAUCCCGCUUAGUGAUUUUGAUAAAGACUUUUAUAGCGUUUGGAUUUGUCUUGGUUCUUCGCAUGUGCUUCUUCUCUGGUGUACGCCGUGAAUGGAAGAUUUACUUUUACGUUUAUAGGAAGUCCACACAAGGAAUAACUAAAACAUUUGACCUAAAAGUAGUUAUAUGUAAGUGCAAUCGAAUUUUUCGGCUUCCAGAGAAGUAUAUUAUGAUCGUAUCGUCAAUGUUCUAAUUAUAAACCUUAACAAGAACAGGCCCUCAUCAUAGACCAGCUUGUUGAUCCCAUGUUGAAAGAUUAAAUUUCAAAUAUCAAUCGGGUCAUGCUAAUGCUGCUAAUUGAAAACUCAUAGCCAAAAGUACAUGCAAUAUUUUCUACGGGCCCCUCAAGGCCCCGGGCCCCCUGGUAACUACCCUGGUUACCCCCCCCCCCCUCUCGACGGUCCUGAUUUUCGUACAGGAUCUUGCCUCCCUCUAAUGAUUUCAACCCACAUAAUACACUGGGGUCGCAAAAGUAUGGAAGCGGUAGGGCAAAAUGGCGGCUCACAGUGACCGUGACCACGGGCCUCAGCCGACCAAUUUCACAAUCAGAAUUAUGAGGCGAAGGGGCUUGGAAACGAUAGGUUAUGGCGGGAAAAUGGAGCGAUGUUAUGGCUGGAAAAAUGCUUUCACCAUUCCUUCAACUUCGGUUUAAAGAAAUUUAAUGAUCGGUUUGCUGUUUUGAGGGGAGAAAUUCAGCAAAACUUUGGAGCAUCGCUUCAAAACAAUUCUGUAAAAGAUUCCCUGAGCAUUCAUAAAAUUUGACCACGAAACGUUACUUAGGGGUCAUCCAUAAAGUACGUAGGUUGAUGCUAAGAAGUAAAGGCAGCCAUUCAGGUGACUCUAAGGAAAAAGUAUCGUUAAACUCUGCUGGCAACUUCCAAAGUACACCACCCAUUCCUUUGAAAGCUGAAAAGACAGAGGCAAAAAUAAAAGCAACCAGGUGGCUAUGGAAUGAUGAGAUGACCAAAUUUCUAAUCGUUUGCCUUCAUGACUAUAAAAAGAGAAAGGAACUUGAGGGUAUAGACAUUCAAUCAGAUUUGGUAAACGUGUAUGAAGAUGUCAGACAAAUGAUGGCUGCAUUGUACCCCCCUGAAAACUUUGGUCCAGUUAAUGUAUCCAGCAUAACUCAAGGAUUAAAUAAAAGAGAACAUCACAAACAAUUCAAUAUCAUACAAGAAGAAAGGAAAGGCAUCAAACUUGGAUAUGGGCGAAUCAGGGACAAAAUAAGAGAAAUGAGGCGCAAUUUUAAAAAGGCAAUCACGGAAGGUACCAAGGCUGAAAGUGGAAGGGUCAUUCUCCAAAACUGGGAGUACCUGAUGAAUAUUUGGGGUGAGUGCCGUUCUGAGAUCAAAAUAGAGGGAGCAAUCACCCCACAAGUAUUUAUCUUGAAUGAUAAUAACGAUGUUGAUGAACAACAAAAUCAUAUUCUACUUAAUGAGACUGAGGCACAAGGAAGGGAAGUACUAGAGGAUCAAAUCUUUAAUUCAAAAAAGUCUCAACCAUCAGAACAAUCAAAGGGUGGGUAUCUUAGCAACAAAAAACGUGCCAAGAUGGACCAACAACUUUCAGCUCAGCAACAAGAUAUGAUUACGAUAGAAAUAGCAAAAGAAGAAUUAGAGUUGACGAAAAAUAUUGCAGAAAAACUAGAACAAUCUGCCAAAAGUUUGGAAAAUGUUGUUGAGACAAUGGCAAAAUCCUUAACAGACUUAAGUAACAUCCUGAUGUUGCUGUCAAGAUCAACAGCUUCAGGACAGAAUGCCAAAUAGCCAAGCAUUGUCAUUGCCACCUCAACAUCAAAUUAUCACAUAUUUCCACUAUGACGCACUCAGUAGCAAGUAUAUACCAAUUUUAACUCUUUUUUUAAGGACAAUACAGAAAACCGUCACAGUUAACCAACUGGAAAUAUGAUAAUGAAAUUUAGACUUUUCCUCUCAAAAGCUCUGAAAAUUUAAAUAUUUCAUAUAUUUUUAAAUGUUUUUAGAAAAUACAAAAUUUUUCCUAGGAUCCAUCUCUUUUAUAAAAUAAAUUGAAAAAACUUAUUAAUAUUAUAAAACGUAACCCGAAUUAAAUUAGUGGUUGGAAAUGACAGCAGAAUAGAAACACCAGUUAUGCUGGGUUACAAAAUAUUUGAAUGGUGAGAGCUGAAAGGCAGAUGCUAAGGUUAAGUGACAGUUCGUUUCCAUUCAAGUGUACUCCCAUCACAGUGGGGAAAACUGAUCAAAGUGCAGCUUGCAUGAAAUCAAAACAAGCCAAUUUUAUUGGAUAAUUAUCAAAUCUAUUUUCAUCACAACAAAAGUCACUUGGAGAUCUCCACUUUGACUCAGGUCAUUCAAUUUAACAUUCAAUUGUUAAUAUAUUUCGUUAAUGCUUCUUGGUAGAUACAGUCUUUACAUUUUUCAGUUUUUAAAAAACGACCAAACAAAAAUGCUAUAAACAUGUACUCGUGUAUUUUAACGUAAUGGUUUUUUAACUUUAAUUUAAUUCGAAAAUGGAAAAACAUUUGUAAAAAAUCUAAAGUUGUUUUUAAUGAAAUAUUUUUAAAACCAAUUAAGAGGACAGUUUCUCCAAAUGUUUUCUUGAAAUUUUAAUUUCAGUAUUCAUUCCUCUUAGAUCAUCGUCCAAUUAAUUUUAUAUUGCCAACCAGUUUGAUAUAUUCCAGGAUUACACUAUUGCCAUCUCUUUCUUCUCAACAUAAGUCUUCUCUGACAUCUGUAUCUUGCCAAGACUCAAUUCUUCUCCUCUAAUACUUGAUUUGCCAGGAUUGGCAGUUAUAAGUACAGGGCAA